Fomitiporia mediterranea MF3/22 is the source of this 1342-nucleotide messenger RNA. RefSeq lists its product as uncharacterized. NCBI's taxonomy places the organism in Eukaryota, Fungi, Basidiomycota, Agaricomycetes, Hymenochaetales, Hymenochaetaceae. The record is from RefSeq and is a predicted model, not a curated record. The transcript has 6 exons. Gene Ontology annotation, biological process: endoplasmic reticulum inheritance; septin ring assembly. Gene Ontology annotation, cellular component: perinuclear endoplasmic reticulum; cortical endoplasmic reticulum; endoplasmic reticulum membrane. The coding region runs from base 114 to 1202 and encodes 362 amino acids.
CGUCAAGGCCUGAGUGCCUCUACUGACUUCCCGAAGCUUGUACAUCGAGAGCACCAUCGCCGAAUUUUGUACCACGUACGUCACGUCCACAAGUACAAACCAAGACCAAGAACAUGGCUACGCCGUGGAUUAUAUGGAGCACCGUGUCGAGUGCUGCAAAAUUAUCGACGGUUCUACAAAUCCUGCUUUUCUUACCGCUGACACUUGCGACACUUUCAACACAAGCAUUUCUAUUGCUAUCCUUGCUGCUAUUCAUCCAUUCGCUCAUACAUGGAACUAUGCUACUUUUCUGGAGAUGGCCAUCGCUAUCCGUCCUGCAGGUCCCCAUGCACCCCUUCUUGCUUCUCGUAUGCUUCAACAUCUUCUCGCAAAGCGUGUCCCCGAUCCUCAUAACGGCGGCAAAUUGGUGGGGCAAGUUCCUUAGUUGGAGCAGUCCGUGCUUUGUCGUCAUGGAGGGUUUAAGUAGCUUGCUUGUCGCACAGAAGCUUGGGCGAAUCGGACGUGAACUCGCGGGUGAAGGGGAGGGGUACCAGUUCGGCCUUCUGGUAGCUUCUGCAGUGGCAUAUGUUGGUGCAGCAUGGCGUAUUGGCGCAUCAUAUCCUUCCGUAGCCACGUCUCCAUUAUCUUCAACUCUACUGGGCUCGGCUUUGACCGCAUUUAUUUUCCUCACUCUCAUUGGGUUCAGCUUGCGACGCACGAAUGUCAUUGAAUCAUCUGCUUUAGCACUAUUCUUGGCAUACAAUCUUUGGCUCUGUGGGUUUGAUGUCGGUUCAAUAUCAGGACCUUCCUCUUCAUACGCACCAUUGUUAUCCAACAUCCUUCCCCACAUUCAAACGUUAAUGAACUUUGUAACCAAUACACUUCCAAAGCCUGUUCUGUUUGCCUUGGCAUAUCGAUUGACCGUAUUGCAUCUUGCAUCAUAUAUUCUUCCAACGAUUGGCGCCGAUAGCUGGGAUAGUGAGGAUGGUGUGGAUGAUGGAUGGAAUGGGCGUCCAACUAGCAGAUUGACACAUAUUCUUCUCACGUAUAGACAAGCCAUUCUAGUGACUGUAUACUCCUCUCUUCUACUGUUGGACCAGUCUUCCCAGGUGUGGUGGCGAUGGAUGAACAUCUUCCUCACCCUUGUCAUUUGGUCUGUGGAGCUGGUUGUGACCACCGAGGACGAAGCCGAUCCCAUGGGAGAGAAAUGGAAAGUUGAUUGAUCGUGACUGUUUCCGCAUCCUGCAUUUAGGGAUACCCCAUUUGAAUGAAAACGAUGGACAAUCAGUUUCGUGCAGCACGCAAUCAUUGUACCAUUUACGUAGCAGCCCUGUUUUCUUAAACUCUCCAAGCUUUAAAUCCU